Messenger RNA from Saccostrea cuccullata (small rock oyster), 2440 nucleotides. Its product is annotated as tripartite motif-containing protein 2-like. The transcript has 2 exons. NCBI's taxonomy places the organism in Eukaryota, Metazoa, Mollusca, Bivalvia, Ostreida, Ostreidae. The coding region runs from base 491 to 1810 and encodes 439 amino acids. Gene Ontology annotation, molecular function: ubiquitin protein ligase activity; zinc ion binding. Gene Ontology annotation, biological process: protein polyubiquitination; proteasome-mediated ubiquitin-dependent protein catabolic process. The record is from RefSeq and is a predicted model, not a curated record.
UGGCUCCAUCGUCCUCCCGGGCACAGGACGUGAUCACAGUUCGCUAGAAUUCCUAGAUCCAUCCCUGAUUUUCCAAGACUAAAUCGAAAGUUAAACUUCUUGGUUAUUUCCUUUUUUUCUUUUGGAAGCCUAAACAGGAGAAGAUGGAUUCGUCGUCCACAUGGGCACAAGAUGUGAUCACGUGUGACCUUUGUGACAACCCCACCAAGCAGUUCUGUAACAACUGCCAAGUCAGUUUAUGUGGGAACUGUAUAAAUAAACAUGUAGACAGUCUGAGGUCUCACACACAUGAUAUUGUUCCUUUCAUGGACAGGGAGGAACGGCUAGUAUUCCCGUCAUGUGCUUCACAUCCAAAACAAAGAUGUGAGGGAUACUGCCAACAGUGUGAUGACAGAUGUCCCUGUCUGCUUCAAAUGCCUCACAGGUCCCCACCGCGGCCAUGAUGUCAUGGACAUGACAGAUAUUGUGCAAAAAAGAGAAAGAGGAAAUAAUGAAAGAAACUGAGGAAACAGAGACUUAUAUUUCAAAGUUCACCAUGGGUGAAGCAAAAAUGGAUCAAAAGAUAUCAAAACUAGAAGAAAAUUUUGAAAAUUUAGAGAUAGAGGGAGAGAAUUUGAGAAAAAUUUGGCAUGAAGAAAUUGACAUCAUUUUCAACACUCUACAAUCAACCAUUAGGACAAUGAAAGAUAAAAGAGUCAGAACUCUUAAAUCUCACCAGUCCUUGCUACAGAAUUCAGGAUCAAAUUUAGAACUUAUUGUGAAAGAAAACAAGAAAAUUUUGAAAUCUAACAAAGUAACUGAUAUUACAAGUCACAGAUCUAAACUGAAGGAAUUCAGAAAAAUUCCUACAGAUGUUGAUGUAACAAUCCCUGCCUUGAAAAGCAACACAGUCAAGGGGAGCGAAUUCAGCAUAGAGUUAGCAGAAUACAAGGCUACUUUGAAACAGACACCCAUUUCCAAUCUGACAGAUGAAUUCUCUGUUUUAUCUGUAAGAAAAUUAUUGGACAAAGCUAAAGUAAUUAAUAGCAUUCCUUCAGGAAUAAAUCCUUUACGAUCAGUUAUUUGCAUUGGAUCUAAUGAAGCUUGGGUUCAUGGUAAAGAUACAACCCUUAGAUGUAUUGACAUACAGGGGUCAGUAACGGACAUGGUCAACACUAAGUGUGACCCUUCUCCUAGUGACCUUUCAGUGACCAGACAGGGAGAACUGAUAUUCAGUGAUGUCCACACUACAACAGUGAACAUUGUCAGACAGGGGAGAAUAGAGACACUGAUUAUUAUGCCCCAAGGAUGGCUUCCAUUUGGGCUAAGUUGUACAAGAUCAGGGGACAUACUAGUUUGUAUGUGUACUACCGAUCAGGGUCGUUACAAAAUUGUCCGAUUCCAGGGACCGAUGCCAACACACGAAAUUGAAAAAGAUGAAUAUGGACAGCAAAUUAUAAAGGGUGGAGAAUUAGGAGCUCAUGUGGUGGAGAAUAACAAUGGAGAUAUUUGUGUCUGUGAUAUGGAUGCCAAGACAGUGAUAGUGGUGGAUAAGACAGGAAGAGUCCGAUUCCGUUACGAUGGUACAUCAGCCAAGAGGAUUAUUCCAUUCCAACCUGGAAACAUUGCGCUUGAACCAUUAAGUCAUAUUAUUAUAAGUGAUGUCAAUAAUAACUGUCUCCAUAUAUUAGACCAGAAUGGACAGUUUUUAAAAUGUGUGGACAAUUCUAGUAUUGAUAGACCUUGUGGACUGAGUGUGGAUAGUGAAGGGAGGUUAUGGGUAGGGUCAUUUGAUACAGGUGUUGUGAAAGUCAUCCAGUACAUGGAAUGAAAAAAAUAUCAAAAACUGUACGUAUACAUAAUUUGGCGUAUUCAAAAUUUAGCGCAAUCGCUGGGUAUGGUAUUGUUGGUGUAAUCGUGAAUAAGCGCUACAUAUGUUCAUGCCGUAUAUUGUAUACCUGUAUGUCAAUGAUUUCUCAGCAGUAUUCAUAAUUAAGCGCAUUAUUGUCUGCACCAAAGCAGCUAAAAUAUGAAAUCCGCUUUUUAAAGUACACAUAUAGUAUAUGUCUAUUGUUAUAUACACAAUGUGUGAAACAGGCUUGUAGUGCAUAAAAUUAACAAUUACAUGGUUCAAAAACUGUAUUCUUAUAUAGAGUAUUUGGAGACUUUUUAUUUAUGUUCUCUCAAGAUAUUUUAUUAUAGUUUUAAACUUUUAUAACUGUUCUGCCAGCAAUCAAUUACAAGUGUUGAUUUUCUGUUCGAAUCUCUUUGAAGACAUACAGAAAAUUUGAAUAAAGUUGUGGUUUCUGUCUAGAAUGAACGUUAUCCUUACACUCUACAAUGUGACGCUCGGUUAAUUAUAAUAUAAAAGAAUAUAAAAAGGCAAAAACAUUCCAUUGUGAUCAUAAGUCCCCAACAUAAUAAGUAAAAUAUAUUUCAAUUGUGCCUAAAUGGAUGCCAA